Molecule: messenger RNA, 269 nt
Organism: Funneliformis caledonium
Lineage: Eukaryota; Fungi; Glomeromycota; Glomeromycetes; Glomerales; Glomeraceae
Source: the annotation of a GenBank genome assembly
CAAUGAAAAAAUGUUAUCAAGAAGGUGCUUUUUAUGAAAUAGAUAAACUAUAUUACAUAGAAAACUCAAAUUACACUAGAAGAAGAAAGAAUCAACAGCAACAUGAGGUAGCAAAGGGAACUCAAACAUUAUAUACCUUUUGGGAUAUCAAAAAACCUAUUAAAGAGAUUAAUAAGGAAUUGGCUGAUAAGACUAAUAUAGAAGAGUUAGAUGAUGAAAAUAAGACUAAUAUAGAAGAGUCAGAUGAUAAGAUUGAGAAUUACAAUUAG